This is a messenger RNA of Coccinella septempunctata (seven-spotted ladybird), 1443 nucleotides long. RefSeq names its product craniofacial development protein 2-like. The record is from RefSeq and is a predicted model, not a curated record. Gene Ontology annotation, molecular function: catalytic activity. Gene Ontology annotation, biological process: chromatin remodeling. The transcript has a single exon. Gene Ontology annotation, cellular component: nucleus. Lineage: Eukaryota; Metazoa; Arthropoda; Insecta; Coleoptera; Coccinellidae. Bases 1 to 1443 code for a protein of 480 amino acids.
AUGGCGAAUUUUAAAGCGAAAGCGGUAAGUGUACCCCAGGUGGGUGGAACAAAUGUCAACUCCCACACCUUGAAAAAGGUCUGCCUCGAGGAUUCUGGGGGAGGCAAAAAUUCGUAUCAUCCAAUCAAAACGAACAGAAAACGUUUCCAAAAAUCACAGCUGCUCUAUAUUGCGACAUACAAUGCCAAGACACUGUCAACAGACGAAAAACUUCUGGAACUAGAGGAAGAACUGAAAAAUGUGAAAUGGGACAUAAUAGGCAUAAGUGAGGCCCGCCGGAUAGGAGAGGGCGAAGUUGUUUUACAAUCUGGGAAUACAUUAUGCUAUUCAGGUGAAGAAACUGCCUUAAGGGGCGUUGGAAUAUUAGUUCACAAGAGACAUAGAGAUAAGAUUUUAGAUGUCAAAUCAAUAAGCUCACGAGUCUUGUGUUUGAUACUCCAGAUAAAUCGAAAAUACUCUUUGAAGAUUAUUCAGGCCUAUGCACCGACCAUCGCAUCUACUGAUGACGAGUUCGAUAUCUUCUACGAAGAUAUAUCCACAGCCCUACUAUACGGAAAAACAUACUUCACUCUGUUAAUUGGAGAUUUGAAUGCCAAAGUUGGUAGUAAACAAAAUGAAAUGGAAACUGCAGUCAGCUAUCAUGGACUGGGAAGUCGGAAUGAAAGAGGUAACGCACUUAUAGAUUUUGCCCACCACAAUAACUUAUAUAUAAUGAACACCUUCUUUAAGAAAAGAGACAAUAAAAAGUGGACGUGGGCUAGUCCAGAUGGCAAAACCAGAAAUGCAAUAGAUUUCAUAAUCAGCAGCAGAAAGGACAUAAUCAACGACAUUGAUGUCUUGAACAGGUUUUCGACAGGAAGCGACCACCGUAUGGUGAGAGCCGAAAUAAAAUUGAACAUAAAAAAGGAAAGAGCCAAUAUGGUACUCAAAAGAAAAAGCAAGAAAUGGGUAACCCCCAAGAAUACAGAUUCCUAUAUAAAUUGUAUAUCUUCAAAUCUGAAUUAUGAGGAUAAUAUGCCAAUGGACGAAAUAUAUGAGAACAUAAGAGAGUCGAUAAAAACGGCGAUUGAACAAUUUUGCCCGAAAGAAGUAAAAGAACAGAAACUAAACCAGAAAAUAAGACAUCUAAUGAAACAAAGAAGAGACAUGGAAGACAAGACCACACAGGAAUAUAGCAUCCUCAACAGAAAAAUAUCUAGAGAAAUGAGAAAGCAAAAAAGACAACUGAAUGCUGAAAAAAUAAAGAGUGUUAUAGAGGAGAAUAAAAGUUUUAAGCUGCUGAGGAAGACUACGAUGGGGAAAAGGGAGAUACAGAAGAUCAAGGAUAGACACGGAAACGUCGUGACUCAAAAACAGGAAAUUAUAAAGUCUAUAAAACUUUUCUACCAAGAAUUAUAUACAUCCAAGCAUUGUUUCAUUCCUAAUCCAAUGAAAAUCAAAUGA